CGUAAGAGAUUAUGUAUGCGCUAGACAAAGACAAUGUGUUGCAUCCCAAUCUGUCCAGUUCAGCUUGACCUUUUGCUUUUCUCCCAACUCCCAACCAUUUGUCGCCAACCUCUUUGAGAAUUAUAUCAAAACUAUAAACUAGCCUUGCAAUUAAUUUAUUACAUCUAUAUAUAUAUAUAUGGUCACCAAUUUAGUAUCAGCGGAAUCAUCAUCAAUUUCAAACAAACCUGCAGAAAAAUUUCCGGCUUCGUCACUUAUCAGUAUAACUUCUUCCAGGGAAUAUGGGAAGUCAAAUUCGUCAACUUCAUAUGUUCUUCUUUCCAUUCAUGGCUCCUGGCCACAUGAUACCAACAGUAGACAUGGCAAAGCUGUUUGCAAGUGGAGGAGUGAAGACAACUAUAAUCACCACUCCGCUCAAUGCAUCUUUCUUCUCCAAGACAAUCCAGAGAAGCAAGGAAUCUGGAAUCGAAAUCGGUGUCAGGACUCUAAAGUUUCCUACUGUUGAGGCUGGAUUACCUGAAGGGUGUGAAAACUUAGACUUGAUCCAUACUUCCCAAGAGGGAAAUGGGAAUUUGUUCAGCAAAUUCUUCAAGGCCACAGUCUUGCUUCAAGAACCGCUUGAACAGCUGCUACAAGAAUGCAAACCAGAUUGCUUGGUUGCUGAUACGUUCUUUCCUUGGACCACUGAUGCAGCAAAUAAAUUUGGGAUUCCGAGGCUGGUGUUUCAUGGAACUAGUUUCUUCUCAUUGUGUGCAACGGAGUGCAUAACUAAAAACGAGCCGCACAAGAAAGUUCAGUCUGAUUCCGAGCCUUUUGUGGUGCCUAACCUCCCGGGGGAUAUCAAGUUGACAAGAAAGCAGCUGCCAGAUUUUAUGAAACAAGAUGUUGAAGCUGACUUUAGCAAGAUGAUCAAAGCCGUGAAGGAAUCAGAACUAAAAAGCUACGGCGUAGUUGUCAACAGUUUCUACGAGCUCGAGGAGACGUAUGUUAAUUGCUACAAGAAUGUUUUGGGAAGAAAGGCAUGGCAUAUCGGCCCUGUUUCGCUGUGCAAUAGGGCGACUGAAGAUAAAGCAGAAAGGGGAAAGAAAUCUGCAAUUGAUGAACACGAGUGUUUGAUGUGGCUUGACUCAAAAAAACCCAAUUCAGUUGUUUACAUAUGUUUUGGAAGUGUGGCCAACUUCACCUCUUCUCAAUUAAAGGAAAUUGCCAUGGCGCUUGAAGCAUCAGAGCAGCAGUUUAUUUGGGUUGUGAGGAGACAAAAAAACAAUGAGGAAGAGGAGCAUUGGCUGCCUGAAGGAUUUGAGAAGAGAAUGGAAGGCAAGGGACUUAUAAUAAGAGGAUGGGCACCUCAAGUUUUGAUUCUUGAUCAUGAUGCAGUCGGAGGAUUUGUGACUCAUUGCGGAUGGAAUUCAAUCUUAGAAGGCGUAUCUGCUGGUGUGCCUAUGGUCACCUGGCCACUGUUCGCGGAGCAGUUUUUCAACGAAAAAUUGGUGACUCAAGUCCUGAAGGUUGGCGUGGCCGUAGGUGUUCAACAAUGGGUGAGAAUGGUGGGAGAUUUUGUGCAGAGAGAAGCCAUAGAAAGAGCUGUGAAGGAGAUCAUGAAGGGUGAUAAAGCAGAAGAAACGAGAAACAGAGCCAAGGCACUGGCAGAAGCAGCAAAAAAGGCUGUUGAAAAUGCAGGGUCAUCUCACUCUGAUUUGAAUGAUCUGAUGGAAGAACUGAGUUUGCGUCGUCAUUAAAAUCAACAGCCAGAAAGAACAGUCAUAUUUCAUGUUGUUAAUGUCUUUUGAACGAAAAAUUAAACGUUUGUCAAAUUCAUCAAUGAAGAGUAGAAGAAAAGGAUUAUGUCUGAUGUUUAAUUUAAUUGAGCAAGUAGUAAUUCAUGAAAAACUAGCAGAAUCUUUGCCUCUAAUAUAUUGUUUAACCACUCAAACCAAGAUUACGUUCAAAAGAAUUGAUAAACAUAAGAUUUCAGAGGGUAAAUCCAUGAAUCUAAACCAGUUCUUUCUCAUUUCUGCAUCAAGGAAGUGACAAAUUAUACGCUACUGAUCUUAGUACUUCAAUUGUUUUUCUUCUUUUCCUUGGCAGGGAGUGCUAUACCCAUAUAUAAUUAAAUCCAUUGGAGUAAUAUUAGUUUAACAUAUUUUUUUUUAUACCAAAAUCAAUGGUCUAGGCUUCGUCUACAUGAUAAAUAAAAUUUAAUUUCAAAAUCAAGUGACAGUACUACGAAAAUUCUUUUCAAACCACGUGUUACUGAUUUUUUUUUAAAGUGAACAUGCUACUAGUGUUGACUGGAAAAA
Molecule: messenger RNA, 2300 nt
Organism: Durio zibethinus
Lineage: Eukaryota; Viridiplantae; Streptophyta; Magnoliopsida; Malvales; Malvaceae
Product: scopoletin glucosyltransferase-like
Molecular function (GO): UDP-glucosyltransferase activity
Source: RefSeq, a predicted model, not a curated record